AUGACCCUGGCCGCAGCCGCCGGCGCCUGCGAGCGCGGCCUUCAGUGGCAGCAGGCCUUGGCGUUGCUACGCACGGCGCGCGACGCGCAGAGAGAAAGUGCAUUGAUUUCAAAUACUGUCAUGAACGCUAUGGCCAACAGUCAACAGUGGCCCCAAGCCUUGCUUCUACUGGCGGAGACCCAUAAGAGGCGUCUGCAAAGCUUCCUCAUCACGCGCAACGCUGUGGUGGCGGCUUGUAGUCGCAGCUCUGAAUGGCUCUCAGCGGUGCAGUUGCUACAGAACUUUCAAAGGGAGCGAUUGCAGGUGGACGUCUUCACCUACAACAACGCCUUGAGCGCCUGCGUGAAGAGCCACAAGUGGCAACAGACGCUUCAGCUCUUCCAGGACCUGCGGCAGCAGCGACUCGACGAGGCGGUGAUGCCCUACGAAUUUGCGGUCAGCGCGUGCGGGAAAGGGGACCAAUGGCAGCUAGGACUGGAGUUGACGAACAGUAUGCUUGAAAGGAAAUUUGAAGUGCACCCCAUCACUCGGAGUGUUGCCAUUGGCAUGUGUCAGCAGUGUGGUGCCGACGUCUCCGAGCUGGUGCUACGGCUCCUAGACGACAGCGACAAUGUCAUGCUGAACGGCAAGGCGUUGAACGUCCUGGCCAAGUCCUCGUGGCAAAGGGGGCUGCAGCUCUUGCAGAGCAUGGUCCGGCGAAAGGUCGCUGACAAGAUUUCCUACGUCUCAAUGAUGAGUGUCUUCGAAACUACUGGGAACUGGCGUCAAGCUCUGCAGUUGCUACAAGAUGUGCGGCAAGAGGGUGUGGAGGUGGACCCGUUACUCUUCAGCGUGGCCAUCAACGCCUGCGAGAACGCGCAGCAGUGGCCUUUCGCCCUGGCGCUCUUGAAAGAAGGCGGUGGGGAUCUGCACUCUCACAGCUUCACAUAUGUUGCCUCUUUGCAAGCCUUGGGCAACCAGAUGCAAUGGGAACAGGUGCUCAUGUUCCUGGAAGAAGUGGAAGAUCGCUUUGCAGCAGAUGUCAAAGUCCAGAGUGCCGCCGUGAACGCCUGCGCGCUUGGCUCUUGGGAGGCCGCGUGGUGUUUGCUUCAAGGGAUGCAAGCGAAGCAUCUUCCCACGCAAUACGCCACCAGCGCGCUGAUGAAAUCAGCUGCUCAGGCGACCGAGUGGGCUUUGGCUCUGCAUCUCUUCCAUUCCACAGAUACCAUGGAUUUGGUGGGUUUCAACAGUGCCCUCGGUGCCUGCCAAGUGGCACAUCUCUGGGAGGAGGCCUUGGGACUCUUGCAGAAGAUGCAAGACUCCGAGCUGCAGGCUGAUCAGGUUUCCUACAGCUCUGCCAUCAGCACCUGCGGCAAAGCGUUUCUCGGUUGGCAGCGAGACGCGGAGUGGAGAGGGGUCAUGACGGUCAUGGCUGGAGAUGUUCGCAUCAACUUGCUCCACUGGCAGCAUGCGCUGCAGUUGAUGACCGCGGUGCCAGCCGAAUCGGCGGUCUUCAACGCAGUCAUCAACGCCUUUGGCAGGAGCAGCGAGUGGCGACGAGCGCUGCUGGUCUUUGACAAGAUUCCAAAGGUGGAUCUGAUCAGCUACAACAGCCUCAUCAAUGCUUGCGCGAAGGGCACUGAGCGCGACGUGGCGUUGCAACUCUUUCGUCAGCUACCGUCCGCGCACCUGGCGCCGGACCUCUUCACCUUUGGUGCGCUGAUGACAGCCAUCAAUGAUGGGAAUCAGGCCCUGGCACUUCUGCGCGAGCUCGAGGACUUUCCGUCUCUAAAAGCCAAUGUGGUCACCUACACGGCGGCCAUGGCUGCCUGUGGCCGUGGGAGACAGUGGUCCGAAACCUUAGAACUCUUCGGUGAGAUGAAGGACAGUGGCAUUUCUCCCAGCGUGAUCAGUUUCAAUACUGCGAUGGAAGCCUGCGAUGAUCACUGGCAACAUUCCUUGGCUUUGCUUCGGGACAUGCGAAAUCCCAACAGCUUCUCCUACAGCGCCUCCAUGAGCUGCUGCGCUUUGGCCAACGCCUGGCCGGUGGCCUUGCAACUGCUGCAGGAGGCGGACGAACGAGACUUUGAGGUUGGAUGUGGGGAAGACUUGAGCGGAGUGCACGGAGAACGGGAGAAAGAUCUCAGCACUGGUUGGUGCGCUGAGGAGAUGUUGGUGCUGCGGAAUCUCUUGAUCGGCGCCUGUGGUGCAGAGGAAUAUUUUCGCUUCUGGCUCAUGGCGAAGGAUUUCAGGCACCUCGACAAGUUUCAUCCCGCCUCACUGCGGCGGGACAUGAUAAGCUUCGGAGUGACUCAGCCCAUGCUUCACUUGGCGCGCUGCCGGCCGGUGGGCUUGCUGUUCUUGCUGGUGAAGGUGUUCCUCCGCGUGCACCGCGACGCGGAUGCCGCGGUGCAGCAGCAGCUGCAGCUCUGGAGUCGCUGCCGCAACGGUUCCCUGGACCUCUGUCGUCGCCUGGACGAUGGGGUCAUGGCCGAAAGCAUGGAAAGCAACGGCACGGGGACGUCAACGGUGCCCUGGGGAGUUGGAAAGAUGGGAAAGAGGCAGUUUCUGGCUGUGGAGCAGGAGAUUUGGGAGGCCAUUGGGAUACAUUUGAAGAUUUCCGAAGGCCAGAGUUUGAAGCUUUCGCAAGGUCAGAGUUGUGGGCCUUGCAACCUGCUCCAAAGUGAAAGGAAGGUCUACUCUCAGUAUGGCGUGGAUGGAGUUUUGGAAGAGCUCUACAGGUGCCUGGGCGUCACCAGCAUGAUUUAUGUGGAGAUCGGAACGCAGUAUGGGAUCCAAUGUAGUACCCGAUUUUUGCGCGUGGCACAUGGCUUCAAAGGCUUCAUGUUUGAUGAUCAGCAUGAGGAUGGGCGAAUAGGUCUGCAGAAACGCUUCCUGCAGCCUUCGUCCAUCGUCGCCGUGCUGAACCGCACGCUGGACGCGGGGGACGUCCAGCGGGAGGUGCCGCCCAUCGCGGCAACGCAGCUGGACCUGUUGGCCACGGAUACGGAUGGCCUGGACUACGACCUCUGGCGCGCCAUGUGCGGACGCCUCCGACCCCGCGUGGCGCUGCUGGAAGCCUUGGGACGAACGGUCCAACGGAAAGUGGUGCUGUUGAUGCAGCGCUGUGGAUAUGAGCUAGUCCACAUGGUGCUGCACGAUAUGUUGUUCCUGCGCCGGGACGUGCUCAAAGGUAGCCGUCCCUGUACAUCUUGGGGAGACCAUGUGGGCGACCUGGACUUUUUCCUCGUGCGCGAACAGUUGCGGAACCACCUUGCGGCAACUUUUUCCUUCAAGCAAAACCCGAAGAAGUACCAUGCCCUGGUACACCAGGGUUUCCGCUUCGAAGAUAUGGGCGUCAGUGUUGAGGAGAUGGAAAACAAGCUGAAGCCGCCACUGCGGCAACAUCUGCCCGGCAACAAAAAAGGCGGAAAAGAAGAGAAUUCUGUGGUAAAGCCAAGGAUAAACCAUCCCCCAAAUCACAUCAAAUCACCAUUCUUAUGGGAUCUGGUUGGCAUCCCCAUAGGCGGUUUUUUGGUUUAUGGCCAUUGA
This is a messenger RNA of Cladocopium goreaui, 3531 nucleotides long. Lineage: Eukaryota; Dinophyceae; Suessiales; Symbiodiniaceae. The record is from the annotation of a GenBank genome assembly.